AUGUCGCGUAAAAACUCCACCAUUAUCAUACUAAAAGAGACUUUGCGUUCCAUCACUUCCAAAUACGUAAUGUCCGACAUAGAAACUGGGCCAGAGAUAUUCGAAACAUCUGAUGUUGAAUCUAUGGAAGAAUUGGUGCCUCCGCCACCAAAAAGUGAAGAAAUAGCAGAUGACACAUUAGAUCCCCAGUCAGCGAGAGAAAAGUUUGAGGAAAACGUCAUAGUGGAUACGUUCGAAAUUGCGGACUUUCUGGGAAGUUUACAGAGCUCACAGAAUGGAUAUUCUGUUCGAAAACUAGGGGAGACUCCUAGCCAGCGCCUUCUACGAAUUGCUAGCGAAUUGGAGGAAAUAAAGCAGGAAUCAGACAGCAGAGAAAUUGACAGAUUGAAAAAUGAUUUAGACAAGCUAAUAGAAUAUGGGAAACAUGCUGGAUUCCACCAGGAGCUAUUUGAAGAGGCGUUUCAAUCGCUCAAAUCCGAAGACUCAUUCUCUAACAAAUUGGAGAGUACAGAUAUAGAUGACAACUAUAAAACAGCCACCCAAAGUGCUGCCACAUUUCUUGAACUUGAGAAUCGGCUCAACAGCCUUGAGCAGAAGAUUGGUCCGUCCGAUUUGCGACUCGAGAAGAGUUUGCGUAACCAUGUUAACGAUUUGGCUAGAAAAAUUGAUGUGAUCUACGAUCCAGAACACGACAUGAGCCAAAUGAAAAGUGAGCUCAAGAAACUCAACAAAGAAAUAGAAACAUUGGCCACCAAUAGGCGCUUGGCCCUGUUAUCAUUGGAUGGAAAAGUGGAUACCUUUGCGACACAGCCAUUCGAUGUGAAAAUCGAUAGCAUCUACAACAACCUCCCCGAAAUGCAGAAGAUGGCGCAGGUUUUGCCAUUACUCAUUACUCGUCUUCGGAGUUUGCACAACGUACAUGCUGAGGUGGCUCAUUCUGUUGGAUUUAUUAGCCAAAUAGAUAAGACAAUGAGCGACAUGAAGAUGGACAUGCAAAAAUGGAACGAGAGUUUGGAUUCAGUGACUGCGGGAAUAAAAGAACACCAAGAGACUUUUGAAAAUAAUAGGAAGGUUGCUGAAAGUAGAUUGGCCGAUCUCGAGAAAAGAGUAGCCAAAUUGGGGGAAUGA
Clavispora lusitaniae ATCC 42720 is the source of this 1128-nucleotide messenger RNA. RefSeq lists its product as uncharacterized. Gene Ontology annotation, biological process: mitotic spindle organization. NCBI's taxonomy places the organism in Eukaryota, Fungi, Ascomycota, Pichiomycetes, Serinales, Metschnikowiaceae. Gene Ontology annotation, cellular component: cytoplasm; dynactin complex. The record is from RefSeq and is a predicted model, not a curated record.